UGCAAUGGCCAUGGCUGGGCUGGGCAGAAACCAGGAGUCAGGAGCUUCAUCCAAGGCUCCCCUACAUGGGUGCAGGGGCCCAAGCACUUGAGCCAUCAUCUGCUGUUUUGCCAGGUACACCAGCAAGGAGCUGGGUCAGAAGUGGAGCUGUGUAGGGAUUUGAACUGGAUGCUGGUCUUGGAGGUCAUGGCUUUAUCUGCUCGGCCACAGCCCCGGCCCCACCUCUGUACUUGUCAUGUUGGACACCAGAACAGAAGCAGAGAGCUUGGACAAGGAGCCAGGCUGCUUAGGUGCUAAUCCCAGCUCUGCAACUUCUUAGUGCAUCUGUGACUCUGGGGAAGAGACUGGAUUUCCACAUCUGGAACCAAAGUGCCCACCGCACUGGGGACAUACUAGUUAACACGCGUGUGGCGCUCUUGUGAGGAUUAAAUGGAGUGAUUAUGGGAAGCAACAAGAACCAUGCCUGACAGUGCUGCAAGAGACAGCCCUAGUAGAGUCAUGGCAAACUUGCUUCAGCUUGUGCGUGACCACUGGGUUCACAUACUUGUCCCUAUGGGCUUUGUCUUUGGAUGUUAUCUAGACAGAAAGAAUGAUGAAAAGCUAACAGCCUUCCGGAACAAGAGUAUGUUAUUUAAAAGGGAAUUGAGGCCUAAUGAAGAAGUUACCUGGAAGUAAGACUGCACUGAGUUAUGGAGUGCUCCCAUUUUACGAGAUGCAGGAGAAAUAAAAACAUGUUUAUUAUUUGA
Molecule: messenger RNA, 746 nt
Organism: Lepus europaeus (European hare)
Lineage: Eukaryota; Metazoa; Chordata; Mammalia; Lagomorpha; Leporidae
Gene: NDUFB1
Product: NADH:ubiquinone oxidoreductase subunit B1
Exons: 3
Coding region: 460-675 (71 amino acids)
Cellular component (GO): mitochondrion
Source: RefSeq, a predicted model, not a curated record